CUUAAACUCUAGCGGAAGUUUGGCCGGAGCGACCCGGAUGUUGUUGUGGCGUGCGUCAGUGAAACGUGUCCGGGUUCGCUGCUGAAUGGGCUGAAACUUGAUGGACUUAUCUGGUUAAUUCUCGGCUCUGAAGGUCCAAACAGCCACAGGAUCAGCAUCCAUGGCUCACAUCACCAUCAACCAGUACCUGCAACAGGUGUACGAGGCCAUCGACAACCGUGAGGGCUCCUUCUGCGCUGAGCUGCUCUCGUUCAAACACCCCCACGUCGCCAACCCCCGCCUCCAGCUGGCCAGUCCAGAGGAGAAGUGUCAGCAGCUUCUGGAGCCACCGUACGAUGAGAUGGUCGCCGCCCACCUUAGGUGUACGUACGCCGUAUCCAAUCAUGACUUUGUUGAAGCCUACAAGUUCCAGACGAUCGUUGUCCAGUCCUUCCUGAAGGCCUUCCAGUCCCAUAAAGAGGAGAACUGGGCGUUGCCGGUCAUGUUCGCUGUCGCCCUGGAUCUACGGACAUUCGCCAACAGCGCUGAGCAGCAGCAGCAGGAGAAGGGUAAAGGUCAACCUGGAGAGAUGCUGGAGAAAGCAGCCGAGCAGCUGAUGAGCUGCUUCAGAGUUUGCGCCAGCGACAAUCGGGCAGGCAUCGAGGACUCCAAGAAGUGGGGGAUGAUGUUCCUGAGCAACCAGCUCUUCAAGAUCUACUUCAAGAUCAAUAAACUGCAUCUGUGCAAACCUCUGAUCAGAGCCAUCGACAGCUCCAACCUGAAGAACGACUACAGCCCCGCCCAGAAGGUCACCUACAAGUACUACGUGGGCCGCAAGGCCAUGUUCGACAGCGACUUCAAACCAGCGGAGGAGUUCCUGUCUUACGCCUUCCACCACUGUCAUCGUUCCAGUCAGAAGAACAAGAGGAUGAUCCUCAUCUACCUGCUGCCUGUCAAGAUGCUGCUGGGCCACAUGCCGACUCAUCAGCUCCUCAGGAAGUACGACCUCAUGCAGUUCGCUGAUGUCACCAAGGGUGUGAGCGAGGGGAACCUGCUGCUGCUGAACGAGGCUCUGUCCAAACAUGAGACGUUCUUCAUCCGCUGUGGGAUCUUCCUCAUCCUGGAGAAGCUCAAGAUCAUCACCUACAGGAACCUCUUCAAGAAAGUGUACCUGCUGCUGAGAACCCACCAGCUGCCUCUGGACGCCUUCCUGGUGUCUCUGAGGAUGAUGCAGGUUGAGGACGUGGACGUGGACGAGGUUCAGUGUAUUCUGGCCAACCUGAUCUACAUGGGUCACAUCAAAGGAUACAUCUCCCACCAGCACCAGAAGCUCGUGGUCAGUAAACAGAACCCGUUCCCUCCUCUGUCCUCUGUCUCCUAGACUACGUUACCCACAAUACCCUGGGGUUGACGGGCCUUCCUGGAAACAUUUUGUAUUCACAUUGAUUCCUUUUUUUUUAUUUGUGCUGUGAAAGAUGUUGAAUAAAACAGAUGCUGUUUCGUA
Mugil cephalus (flathead mullet) is the source of this 1483-nucleotide messenger RNA. It is a transcript of the gene pcid2, whose product is annotated as PCI domain containing 2. Gene Ontology annotation, biological process: poly(A)+ mRNA export from nucleus; post-transcriptional tethering of RNA polymerase II gene DNA at nuclear periphery; transcription elongation by RNA polymerase II. Lineage: Eukaryota; Metazoa; Chordata; Actinopteri; Mugiliformes; Mugilidae. Gene Ontology annotation, molecular function: RNA binding; double-stranded DNA binding. Gene Ontology annotation, cellular component: transcription export complex 2. The record is from RefSeq and is a predicted model, not a curated record. Bases 161 to 1360 code for a protein of 399 amino acids. The transcript has 15 exons.